Molecule: messenger RNA, 2969 nt
Organism: Archocentrus centrarchus (flier cichlid)
Lineage: Eukaryota; Metazoa; Chordata; Actinopteri; Cichliformes; Cichlidae
Gene: gtpbp1
Product: GTP binding protein 1
Exons: 14
Coding region: 1-2049 (682 amino acids)
Biological process (GO): translational elongation
Molecular function (GO): GTP binding; translation elongation factor activity; GTPase activity
Source: RefSeq, a predicted model, not a curated record
AUGGCAUCAAUAGCAGCGGCGCAUGAAGCAGGCAUUUGUCCAGGCUCCGCACCGCUGGCUGAUGCUGUAGUCCCGGCGAGUAUAUUUGCUCCAGACCGGGGAGGAUGCAGCGACGACGCCGGGGAUGAGUGUUUCGAGGAUGGGGACGCGUUCAAUGGCGAGCCCGAGGAUCAUGGGAUUGACUUUACUAGCAAGCUGGCACUUGUUAGCCCAAAUGGAGAGCAGUAUGACUCGUUACUUUCGGCAGCUACGGACAGGAUGGAAGAGGGAUGUGGAGAGACUAUUUAUGUGGUUGGAAUGGGCUCAGAUGGCGGUGACUGGGGUUUGGAUGAGAAAGAUAUGGAGGCCUCAGUAGCCACAGUGCGCUCUAUGUGUGAGCAGCUGGACGCUGACCUGAUCCCUCUACGGGAGCGCAAUGAGGCUGCCGGUUUGGUACGUGACUAUCUGAUACGGAGACGUGUGGGUGAGCUGGACUUCCUGGAGGUCAGGGUUGCAGUGGUGGGGAAUGUGGAUGCUGGUAAAAGUACUCUGCUGGGAGUAUUAACACACGGUGAGCUGGACAACGGCAGGGGCUUUGCCCGCCAGAAACUGUUCAGACACAAGCAUGAGAUGGAGAGUGGCAGGACCAGCAGUGUGGGCAAUGAUAUCCUGGGGUUUGACCAAGAGGGACAGGUGGUGAAUAAACCAGACAGUCAUGGAGGAAGCCUGGACUGGACCAAAAUCUGUGAGAAGUCCUCUAAGGUCAUUACCUUCAUAGACUUGGCCGGCCAUGAGAAAUACCUCAAGACCACAGUGUUUGGGAUGACUGGACACCUUCCCGACUUCUGCAUGCUCAUGGUGGGCAGUAAUGCAGGUAUCGUUGGAAUGACCAAAGAGCACCUGGGCCUGGCUUUAGCGCUGAAUGUGCCUGUGUUUGUAGUGGUUACCAAGAUAGACAUGUGCCCAGCCAACAUCUUGCAAGAGACCUUAAAGCUGCUGCAGAGGUUACUGAAGUCUCCAGGUUGUAGGAAAAUUCCUGUCCUGGUACAGAAUAAGGAUGACGUCAUAGUCACGGCUUCAAACUUCAGUUCAGAGAGGAUGUGCCCCAUCUUUCAGAUCUCCAAUGUGACCGGAGAGAACAUGGACCUGCUUAAGAUGUUUCUCAACCUGCUUUCCUCCAGAACAUCCUACAGGGACGAUCAGCCUGCCGAGUUUCAAAUAGACGAUACAUACUCUGUACCGGGUGUGGGAACUGUAGUAUCAGGAACUACUUUACGUGGGCUCAUACGCCUGAAUGACACCAUGCUGCUGGGGCCAGAUCCUCUAGGGAGCUUCAUCUCCAUUGCUGUUAAAUCAAUACACCGCAAGCGAAUGCCUGUGAAGGAGGUCAGAGGUGGCCAAACUGCCUCAUUUGCGCUUAAAAAGAUCAAGCGUUCGUCCAUAAGGAAAGGCAUGGUAAUGGUGUCCCCGAGGUUAAACCCACAGGCAACUUGGGAGUUUGAGGCUGAGAUCCUGGUGCUGCAUCAUCCCACCACGAUAUCCCCCAGAUACCAGGCCAUGGUCCACUGUGGAAGCAUAAGGCAGACCGCCACCAUCUUGUCCAUGAACAGAGACUGCUUACGAACAGGGGACAAGGCUUCAGUCCACUUUCGUUUCAUCAAGACCCCCGAGUACCUGCACUGUGACCAGAGACUGGUGUUCAGGGAGGGGCGCACCAAGGCUGUGGGAACCAUCACUAAGCUGUUGCAGUCCACCAAUAACAUGCCAUCAAACUCAAAACCUCCACAAAUCAAAAUGCAGUCUACAAAAAAAGCGCCGCUCCGAAAAGAGGACGGCACCGUGACAGCCAGUGACGAUGUGGGAACGGCAGCGCAGCCAGCAGGCUCCAGCACGACACAACCGGGAGAGGGAGAUGAUGACCCUCAAAUAAAGGAGGGCAACAAAGAGAAUAAGCCAAAGUCUGGAGGUGGUGGAAGGAGACGGGGUGGCCAGAGGCACAAAGGAAAAGGCCAGAACAGCAGCACCAACUCCACAGCAGCACCGUCUUCAUCGGGGAUAGGGAGCUGCUGAAAAACCCACGUGCUCCAUUUCAAACCUUCUUCUCUAUCACUCCAUCAAGUGUCUUCAUUCCACAAACCAUGAAGAAAACAGAUGUUUGGAGCAAGACACUCUCCUCAGUCUUAUUACUCCUUGCCUUUUUACACCAGGUCCUAUGUUUUUGUUUUUAAAGGGAACACAGAGGGGUGUGUCACACUAAAAACAUGCACUUCUUAAGCAUUUAAUAUCAGCUGUCUGUACCAUUUUGAGUGGCUUGGGUGAUUGAAAGCAGUGUGAUUUUUCAGGUUAGCCUCACUCAGGAUGAAGAAUUUAUUUAAUUUUAUCCAUAUUUUAUGCGUGUCUGAAAUCAGUCCCCUGGCUCAGUUUCAGGGGCUGGGAGGGGGGUCCAAUACCCUAUAUAUAUGAGCAGCUAUUAGUGACACUCACCCAUGAAUUCCCUGUGUAUUUGCAAUGAUAAACAGUUGUACUAUUUAUACUACAUAAAUUACCCAUUAGUUCUACUGAUUGGAAGUGUGUACAAAAUGUAUGCAAAUCACAAAUGAAUGUAGCAGAGCUCUCACAGUGAUUUGAAAUUCUAACUACGGAAAAUAUAAGCUGUUUUGUUUUAUAAUUAUUUAUUUGACAUGCAGAACAUUUACUCUUGGAUGGUCGUGAUCUUUUGAAAUGAACUCACUUGCGCACCUAGAUUCAGUAGUAUCUGUCAUGCUUCCAUUGUCAGUCUAUAUACAAACCUUCUAAUAGUGUUAGUAUGAAUACAGCACAGUUUUUCACUUCAGCAGCUGCUAAUGAUUGUAAGACUUGCCGUACUUGCAGUGCUACUUGUAACUCUCAUACCCCAUGUGUUAUGGCCUGUUGCUGUAGACAUAUUGUGUCAUUUUAAACACCUUGCUGCAAGAAAAGGACCAUUAAUAAACACAGUUUACUGAACUUUU